Molecule: messenger RNA, 2140 nt
Organism: Terrapene triunguis (Three-toed box turtle)
Lineage: Eukaryota; Metazoa; Chordata; Testudines; Emydidae
Gene: CIB1
Product: calcium and integrin binding 1
Exons: 4
Coding region: 533-853 (106 amino acids)
Molecular function (GO): calcium ion binding
Source: RefSeq, a predicted model, not a curated record
GCUGCUUAGCCUCCCCCUCCGACCCAGCCCUAGGAGGAACCAGGUCAGUCCCACUGAUCUCUUGGUUCUGGGCCAAGACUUGGUUCCUGGCUGUGGGCAGCUGCCGUUCGUUUUGGGUGUGCUCUGCAAUCGAGGAGGCGGUUCCAGUCAUGGUGCGCUUGCUCCACUUACCGUUCCCUGCUGAGCUGCCAGGGCUGUGGGAAGAGGUGUCAGUCACCAUGGUGCCCAGCUUCCCAGGCCACGCAGGUGCUGCAGGCACCUGAUGGCAGGGGGCUAACCAGCAGCAAAUGGAAUUGCACAGGAAGUUCUGAGGGUCUCUGCACAGUCAGGGAUUUUAAGGCUGGAAGGGACCAUUGUGAUCAUCUGCCUGACCCCUCUGGAACCCCCACUGAGCUAGAGCAGAACUGCCCUGCUGCUGCUGGGAAGUCCUGGUGCCUCAGUCCAGUGGUGAUUCCCCAUGUGUUGACAGGCAAACCCGUUCCAGGACCGGAUCUGCUGGGUCUUCUCCACCUCAGAGGAUGGGGAUGGCAGCAUGUCCUUCGAAGACUUCCUCGACAUGCUGAGCGUCUUCAGCGACUCAGCCACUUCGGAGAUCAAAUCCCACUACGCCUUCCGCAUCUUCGAUUUUGACGAUGACGGGACCCUGGACAGGAAGGACCUGGAGAAGCUGGUGAACUGCCUGACAGGGGAAGGAGACGAGACUAGGCUGAGUGAGUCAGAGAUGGACCAGCUCAUCCAGAACAUCCUGGAGGAGUCCGAUAUUGACAAGGAUGGGACAAUUAACCUCUCUGAGUUCCAGCAUGUCAUUUCUCGAUCACCAGACUUUGCCAGUUCCUUCAAGAUCGUGCUGUGAUGGCGCCACGUCCCUUCAAUCGGAGGCGUCCUGUGGCUGGCUGUCCCUUCCUAGCCUGCUGUGCGGCUCUGCACCAGCUCUGCGCAGUGGCUGGAUCCUUCCCCUUCUGGCAAACAGAUGCGAUAAUAUUGGUGACUCCAGGAUCGUGCUAGGAGUCCGGUGUCUAGGAGCACUCCUUCCAUAGUGCCUUAUGCAGGGCUCCACGGGGCAAGGCCUCUCCUGCCCAGGAUGCUGUGCCUUCUGUGCUCUUCUUGGUCUGCAGGCUCCUUAAUGCAGCUGCCUUGUGCUUCCAACAAACUCCUGGCCCACGGAGACUACAGGUCCCAGCCUGUCAAGCCGUACCUGGAUCAGAGCAGAGGCUGCUGGGAUCAGCAUGGCACAAAGCAUGCUGGGAUCUCUAGUCUCCAUGGGCUAUAUUUUCAUGGGCUUACUCCUAUGCAAACCAGGUGCAGUCCUCUGGGCCUGCCCUGGACAUCCUGAGCUGGAGAGGGGAACUCCUGCUGGGGCCCGGUGAUAAUCCAGGGCUCACCCUCCCGAGCUUCUCUUUGUGCCUUCCACGAGCAAACUGGCAGCUAGGACUCCGGCACGAGCCCCUGAGGAUGCAGCAGGCCUGGCUGGCUCCCUGAGGGGGUCAGGCAAAGGGAUGUAGCACAAGGGGCUUGUUUUACUAUGCAAUCAUGUAACUGGCACCUUAAAAUGCUGCUGUCCAGGGUGUUUCUGUAACUUCUCUGUCCACUUCCCAACUCCUCCGUGUUGGACCACGCACAGCUUUCUGCUCAGCCAGAGUCUGCGGGGGGUGGGGUGUCCUGGCAGGCCUGGCACAGGCCACAGCAAUCACAGGGCUGGCAGCGGGCAGGGCCACAGCUGAGAACUGACUUUGAAAGCUUCCGCCUGUGCUGCUCCCAGUCUGCCCUGCCCUGGGAGUCCGUGUCUGCUGGUGCUGUACCUCCCUUCCCGAAGCAGCAGCUGAUUCCUGUUGUCAGGCACCCUGGCCCUGGGUCCUUCCCCUGCUAGUCAGCUGCCGCAGGCCAGGGGAAGGCAAUGGCCCUCAGGCAGAACGCUCCACUCUGCGGUCCCACCCUGCCUGCUGCUGCCUGACACAGUGCUAGUGCCUGGCUGGGGAGCAAAGACUCAGGGUGUUUGUUCUUUUCUUUCUUUCUACCCUUUCUUACACGUGCCGCUCUGCUGGGCGCUCCCCCACCGUGGGAGGGAGGGCCUGCAGUACUCUGCACGGGGCGGGGGGCUGCUCGGCCAUGUAUGGAGAAUGAAUAAAGAGCUGGAGUCUUA